UUUUUCGAAGCUUGGUAACGAAUUUAUCGAACAGCAAAUUCCUUAUUUUUGUCGAUGAUUUUCCAGCAAACGUUUUCCUUGAGCUACUUGGGAACACAAGAGUGUUAUAGAGGAUAACUAGAGGAUCAUUUUGAUAUCUCAAUUGCUAUGGUUACACAUAUAGUUUUUCAACAGACGAGCUUCUUGCUCGAGGGUUUUUGGCGAAAUGGCGUCGGUUGGCGAAAUUUGAUAAUUUACUCUAACUUCGCCUUGUAUAGGUUUCUUUAUCCGAUCAUUCUUUUCCUUAAAUUUUGGAUAUUUGGUAAGAUAAAUAAUCUUCCUACAAUCGUAUGUUUUUUGUUUUGAAGAAAAUGGGAUAAUUUAGCGUCAAUCAUGCCGUUCCGCAAGGCAACGAAUUACAAACGAUUCAAUGUUUGGGAAUACAUGCUCAACAAAAGAUUGGCAAGGGAAGGAGAUAUGAGCAAGCAAAAGAAAGCAAAAUGUGUGUCUAAGAAGCUUAAACGUCUUGAUGAUAAGGUAAAGAAAUUGGUGAAUGAAGUAGAAGAGUUAGAUAGCAUCAGGACAGAGUUCAUUGAAGGUGGAAGUAGGCAGGAGGAACAAGAGGAGAAAGGUUUUAGCAUAGGCAGGAAGGCAGUUGUUAGGUGAAGAAACAAACCAACUGGGCAAAGUUGUGUGGAGUAAACUGGUCGAACACGCAGGAUGGAGACAAUGUUGGCGGCUAAUGCCAUUCACGGAGGUAAUAAAGAUGAUACAAAGCCUGGUACCAUUGGAAUGUUGGAGAUAUUAGAAAAAAAGUGCAAAGUGGGUGAUAUAGUAAAAGGAUUAGAAAAGUGCAGUAAGUUUAAGAGCAAGGUUUUUCCAAAAAUUUACAAAGAAGAUUUGAAGGAGUUCGAAAGAUCAGAUGAGAAUAUGUUAAGAUCGAUUGCUGUGUAUUAUAGCAAAGGAGUUAUGGGCAAAGAAAAGUAUAGAAGAGUUUAUAAGGCUAGCUCAUAUGAGCAGAUAUGUGGUAGUAAGAGGGCUAAACGUGUUAGUGUUGCUAAAUGUCCCACCCCUCGGCUGGUUCCCUAUGAUAGAUUAAUGCAAUACAUUAAAUCUAUUGAUAUUGGUAAGUUAUUUAGUGUUCGUGAACAUCUGUGCAAUGGGUUGGAUGAGUGUGAGAAAGUCAAUGGUUUUUACAGAGAUAUAGAAGAUAUUCUUGUUAAGCUUGCAGAAUUUUAUUUGAACAUUGGUAAGUAUAAACUUUUCAACUUUAAUCAGCCAAACUCAUUUCAUGUUGCUAUUGGUGGAGAUGAGGCCCCUUUUGGAAGAGAUGAUUCAGCAUGCUCUUGGCUGGUAAGUUUUCUAUACAUUGGACAUGGCGUGUCGAGCCGCAAUGAAAAUUUCCUGCUCAGUACAGAGAACUGUCUCCCUGUAAUUGCUUAUAGCAAUCAUUCUACAAAAAAACAAUUAUUUAACAAUUGCUUUUUGAUUUGGCAUUUGCUUUUUUUUGUGAUUUGUUACAAAGCAAAGUAAUUUUAUGUACAAGCUGAAUGAAGACAAAGAUUUUUAAAAUUAGUUUUUUGUUUGGUUAAGUUGUAAUAUUGUAAUUGUAUAUAUACAAUGUAACAAAACUAUUUAGUCUUUUAUCACAUUAGGACAAGUAUAAUCUGUGAAAUUUAAUCUUACCAGAAUAUGUACAUGUUAGAGCAUGCAAUCUUUACAUGUGCAUACAAUCAAAUUUGCAUAUAUUAUACUUAUCUGAAUUUUACAUUGACUGAUAUUUGUGUAGUUUAACUAAUUUUUUAAACCUUUGUCAACUUUAAUAAAAACUCGAAGAAGCCAGAGGGUGGUGUCCUCAUUGAAAAA
This is a messenger RNA of Xenia sp. Carnegie-2017, 1845 nucleotides long. RefSeq lists its product as uncharacterized. The transcript is spliced from 2 exons. The record is from RefSeq and is a predicted model, not a curated record. Lineage: Eukaryota; Metazoa; Cnidaria; Anthozoa; Malacalcyonacea; Xeniidae. Bases 700 to 1512 code for a protein of 270 amino acids.